AACAUUACCGACGCCAGAUCUUAGAGUUUAGCGUUUUAACAAAAUAUUUUAGCUAACGUCAAUAAUCUUUGGCAUUAAUUGUCUCGUGGUGUCUUACAAACGGAAUAUGAAUGUUUUUAAUAGCCAUGGCUGGUGUUACAAUAAUUUUUAUUUUUUGCAAAAUAACUCGUUGAAGUUCCACAAACUGGUUGGUUUGUUAGCAAACUAUCAACGUUAGCCUAGCUAGCCAGCGGACCCUCCAUUCACGUCCGCGUUCCGGUCAAGUUCUUUUCCGUAUUCAUGAUGUGGAGGUUGGAUACGUAUAGCCUGCCUCUGGGCUGAAAACAGUGGAGUAUUUGUUCUGUAGGAUAACUUCUUUCUGGCCGAAGACAGUUUAACGACGGCGAAAUUUCGUAAUAGCAAGAACAUGUCGGGAAAUAAGCACUUUGCUAUUUCCGACAAGGAAUCUGACAAAACUGUUCUGGUUACUGGAGGUGCUGGAUUCAUUGGAUCACAUAUGGUAAUUUCCCUGGUGGAGAAGUAUCCAAACUGGCAUAUCAUCAACUUGGACAAACUGGACUACUGUUCAAGUUUAAAAAACCUUGCAUCUGUUGAGCAGAGAGCAAAUUAUAUGUUUAUUCAGGGGGAUGUCUGCUGUCCAUACUUCAUUAAUCGUCUCUUUGCAACACACAACAUUGACAUUGUUUUCCAUUUUGCUGCUCAGACGCAUGUAGAGAAUUCCUUCCAGUGCCCCGCCGAGUUCAUGCGUGUUAAUGUGGACGGGACCCUUGUGCUUCUCAACGCCGCCAGAGAUUCAGGGGUCCAGAGGUUCAUCCAUAUCAGCACUGAUGAGGUGUAUGGAGAGCGCACAAACAGGUCAUUUGACGAACUGUGCCCGAGAAGACCGACCAACCCCUACUCUGUGUCGAAGGCCACCGCAGAGUGUGCUGCACUGUCCUACUGGACAAAGCACAAGUUUCCUGUCAUCGUGACAAGAAGCAACAAUGUUUAUGGACCACAUCAAUAUGUUGAAAAGGUCAUUCCAAGGUUUAUAUCUCUCCUUCAGCAAAAUAAAAAGUGCACCAUCCAGGGGUCUGGCCUCCAGUCUCGCCACUUCUUGUAUGUCGAUGAUGUCACAGAAGCAUUCCUGACUGUGAUGGAGAAAGGCAUGCUGGGAGAAAUCUACAACAUCGGGACCACCUGUGAACUGGCAGUCACGCAGCUGGCCCGCGAGCUGAUAAAGAUGAUGCAGGGUCUGUCUCAGGAUUCAGAUGUUGAUGGCUGGAUGGAGUUUGUUGAGGACCGGCCCUGCCAGGACCUGGGGUACCCACUGAUCUUUGACAAGAUUCAGCGUCUUGGCUGGAGACCAAUGGUGUCCUGGGAGGAGGGAAUCCGGAAGACCAUUGACUGGUACAAGGAGAAUUCUCAUGACUGGCUGGACACUGAAGUCUUUGAACCACGCAGUCAGCCUUUACCUGGUGCGAAACGUAUGCAUCAGCAAUUGGAGAUCAACAGCAUCGACCAACACUCGGAUACGAGUGCACAUCUCACGGAAUGAGAUAUGUAAUAUAUCCAGCUAUUACAUAGCCUCCAUAGUAUUAUCUGUUAUACAGAAUUAACAGAAAAUGUUUUGUAUUAUAUUUUGUAAUCAAUUUGUAUGCAGUUGUGUUUUAUAACUUAUUUUUAAUCAAUGAAGCAUAAGCAAUCUAUCAAUAAAGAAAAAAUAAAAUAUACAUUUCGUAUAAUAUAGAA
Messenger RNA from Conger conger (European conger), 1731 nucleotides. RefSeq names its product dTDP-D-glucose 4,6-dehydratase-like. The transcript has 12 exons. The record is from RefSeq and is a predicted model, not a curated record. Gene Ontology annotation, biological process: nucleotide-sugar metabolic process. Lineage: Eukaryota; Metazoa; Chordata; Actinopteri; Anguilliformes; Congridae. The coding region runs from base 407 to 1537 and encodes 376 amino acids. Gene Ontology annotation, molecular function: dTDP-glucose 4,6-dehydratase activity.